This is a messenger RNA of Hyaloscypha bicolor E, 1236 nucleotides long. RefSeq names its product putative altered inheritance of mitochondria protein 18, mitochondrial. The coding region runs from base 1 to 1236 and encodes 411 amino acids. Lineage: Eukaryota; Fungi; Ascomycota; Leotiomycetes; Helotiales; Hyaloscyphaceae. Gene Ontology annotation, molecular function: intramolecular lyase activity. The record is from RefSeq and is a predicted model, not a curated record. The transcript has a single exon.
AUGUCUCUUUUUACCCCCUCAGCACGGAUACUGCGAGGCCUCGGCCCUCAUCUCCGAAAGUCACAAUGCCUUCGCACCCGCGCUCAAUUCCGCACGCUAACAACCAAACCACCCCUCUCCUCCCCUCCGAGCUCCAAACCACCCCGCACCCGGCUGGACCCCAUAAUCCUCCAUCGCCUCGAAGCAGAACGCAGAGCAUACUACAAACGCCGCUCCUACUACGCAGCAGCCGGUUUCGUCUUCGGCAUGAUAGCUAUCUUCGUCACAGCAACACAAAUCCCACUCGAUCCUACCCCAAAACCUACCUCCACCUCCGACUCCUCCAGCACAACCAGCUCAAUCAUCAAACCCACCAAACUCGAUUCAGGACGCAGAGCAGAUGACCCAAUGGUAGUUUUAGGAAGGGAGAGGAAAGUGGUAGUGCAAAAGCUCGGCGAGGAGCCUGAAGAGAAGGUCGACGUAGUGCAUACGGGCACUUCUACAGUACCGACAUUUCCUAGGAUACUAGAUUUUUACGACGACGAGCGAGAAGCGCGCGGUAAUGGAACUGCGCCUGCUGUUCUCGACGACAGACUUGUGGAGUACCAAUUAGUCGGUUUGGGCAUCCGGACGGUCAGUUUUCUGGGGAUAGAAGUUUAUGUGGUAGGGAUGUAUGUCGCGACGGACGAUAUUGCAGCCUUGCAGCAGGGCCUGGUGAGGAUGAUUGACCCGGUUGCUAGUACGCUUGUCGCAGGGGAGAAGGAGCAGUUGAAGGGCAAGCUGUUUGAUGCUGAGGAGGGGACGAGGGUUUGGAGCACGGUGUUGAAGGAGGGGGGCAUUAGAACGUUGUUGAGGAUUGUGCCGACGCGGAAUACGGACUUCCACCACCUGAGGGAUGGCUGGGUUAGGAGUAUUACGGCUAGGGCGGUGGCUGAUAAGGAACAGUAUGGAGAUGAGGCGUUUGGGGAUGCGGUAAGGGAGUUUAAGGGGUUGUUUAAUAGGGGGAGCGUGCCGAAGCAGAAGGAGCUGUUGCUGAGCAGGGACAAGAAGGGCAAGUUGGCGGUUUGGUAUGAUGAUGGGAAGAACGGGGCACAGAGGUUGGGAGGUGUGCGUGAUGAGAGGUUAUCGAGGGCUGUGUGGUUGAAUUACCUGGCUGGGAAAACGGUCGCAAGUGAAGGAGCGAGGAAAAGCAUUAUAGAGGGCAUUAUGGAGUUCGUAGAGCGUCCCGUUGGCACCGUAGCCACACAGGUUGUAUAG